AUGAUUCCAACAACAAACAACACCAAUGAUCAUCAUCAUCACAUUAUGGAAGACUCCCAAGUAUCCUCACCUCCAUCAUCAUCAGCAGCAGCAGCAGUGGUGAGUGAGGAUGCGAUGCAAGAUUCUCAAGUGGAUGAAUCUUUAUCCACCACCACUCUGACCACCACCACUCGUACCACCACCACCUCUUCUUCUUCUAAUAACAAUCAUAACAACACUCCUCCUCUUCCAAUUUCACCUUCACUCGUGGGUUGGACUGAACCCUCCACACUUCAAGAAAAGAGAUCUCUCUAUGCAUGUGGCAAUGAUUUUGUCACUUUGGAUCAAUUAGAGUUAUAUCCAUCAAAUAGAGAAUAUCCAAUAUUAUCUCAAUUCAAUCCUGAACAUGAUGCCAUCAAGAAGGGUUAUUAUGACUAUAAUGAAGCAAUUAAUAAGAAGAUUUCUUUUUUUAGAGGUGAUGUCUCUCAAUUGGAAAUUGAUGCUGUGGUGAAUGCUGCCAAUGAAUCCUUGUUGGGUGGAGGUGGUAUUGAUGGAGCCAUUCAUAGAGCUGCUGGUGGUAUCUUGAGAAAAUACAAUGCUCUUCUUAAUGGAUGUGAUACUGGAUGUACAAAGAUUUCACCUGGAUUUAAAUUACCAGCAAAAUACAUUCUUCAUACAGCCAAAGAAAAAUCAAUUUCGAACAUCCAAACUCUCAUCAAGUACUCAAUCAAUCAAAAGAAAUGUAGAAUUGAACAAAUGUGCCUAACAUUCAAUCCACAAGAAACCUUGUACAAACUUAAAAUUAACUUUGAUUCCAAGAAUCCCAACACUGAAUUGAUUGAACAAGGAUUUGAAAUUAUCAAAAGAAAGCAAGAAACGCAUAUAGCAAAUUGUAUACUCCCUGAAUCAACAAGUGAACUCGCAAUUAUCAAAGCUAUUAAAACACUAUGCAAGAACACAACCAUCAAAUUCGAAAAAGAGAGACUCAGUAUUAAGAAAAAGGUAAAAGAUACCUACUCAUACCUAAUUGUUGAAUACAAGCUUAAUGACAUCAAUGAAUUGAAUCGACUAACCUCAACAAGAUUUAUAUGCUCCACAGAAUUGAAACCAAUUUCAAGACAAUUCAAGCCAAAGACAACCGCAUGA
Molecule: messenger RNA, 1125 nt
Organism: Naegleria fowleri
Lineage: Eukaryota; Heterolobosea; Eutetramitea; Acrasida; Naegleriidae
Exons: 4
Coding region: 1-1125 (374 amino acids)
Source: RefSeq, a predicted model, not a curated record